GAAGUGACGCAUGACAGCGAGUCUUUGAACUAUAAAAUCCAUUUUGAAAGUUUCUCGCCACGCAAACCGGCUGCGUUUCUAUUGUACACGAAUGCAGUAAGCGUUGAAUGAGAGUUACUGUUGUUGCUGCAGCGCUUUAUUUGCGUAUUGUCUCAAUAGAGCGUCAGUGUUAGCGCCUUCAGCAGCUUCACAGUGAUUGCAGUUCAUCAGGAUGGUUGUGCUGAAGAGUUUGCAUCCACCCAGCGAGGGCGUGAGGCUCCAGCAGGCCGACACCACUGCAGUUCUGGACGGGAAGAGACUGGGAUCAGGGACGCUGUUUGUGGCUGAGGCGCACCUGUCCUGGUUUGAUGGUUCAGGGAUGGGUUUCUGUCUUGAAUACCCCUCCAUCAGUCUGCACGCAAUCUCACGAGAUCUCAGCGCCUUUCCAGAAGAGCACCUGUAUGUGAUGGUCAAUGCAAAACUGGACGAUGAAGCUGAAGCAGAGCAGCAGGAUAUAGCUUCGGACGAUGAGGAGAGCGACAGCGACAGUGAAGACUCAGGAACCCUCACAGAGAUCCGCUUCGUGCCCAGUGAUAAAGCUGCAUUAGAGCCCAUGUUCUCCGCCAUGUGCGACUGUCAGGCCCUGCACCCCGACCCCGAGGACGCGGACACAGAUGACGACGAUUACGUGGGAGAGGAGUAUGACGUCGAGGAGGCUGAGCAAGAGCAGGGUCAGGGUCAGGGUGACGUCCCCACGUUUUACACCUAUGAGGAGGGUUUGUCUCACCUGACGGCCGAGGGUCAGGCCACACUGGACCGGCUGGAGGGGAUGCUGGCCCAGUCUGUCACACAGCAGCACCACAUGGCUGGAGUCAGAAGCGACGAGCCAUCGGCUGAAUUUGAAGAUGGAAUGGAAGUCGACUCAAGCACAGUCACUGGACAGUUUGAGGACGCCGAUGUGGAUCACUGAUGAACUGCGUUUCUGUACGGCUGAUUGAAGCACUUCAGUGGGGCAUGCUGGGAUAUCAGCUGACUCUCAAAGCGCUUAUAGCAUUUCUGUCUUUCCUUGCUUGAAUUGAAUGGGCUGUUUUACACCGCGGCUGUCACGACCAUAUGUAGCUCCCACUAAUGUAUUUUGUAGUUUUCCCUGAAGACCAAGUUCCAGAAUUUUCCUCCUCAGUGGAGUGAUGUUGAUGAGUUUGUUAGAGAUUUCAAUAAAUACAGCUGUUUUUGUAC
Molecule: messenger RNA, 1215 nt
Organism: Sinocyclocheilus rhinocerous
Lineage: Eukaryota; Metazoa; Chordata; Actinopteri; Cypriniformes; Cyprinidae
Gene: clns1a
Product: chloride channel, nucleotide-sensitive, 1A
Exons: 8
Coding region: 212-949 (245 amino acids)
Biological process (GO): chloride transport; mRNA cis splicing, via spliceosome; cell volume homeostasis
Cellular component (GO): cytosol; pICln-Sm protein complex; plasma membrane
Source: RefSeq, a predicted model, not a curated record